Notolabrus celidotus (New Zealand spotty) is the source of this 5818-nucleotide messenger RNA. RefSeq names its product LON peptidase N-terminal domain and ring finger 1 (gene lonrf4). Gene Ontology annotation, biological process: protein ubiquitination. The record is from RefSeq and is a predicted model, not a curated record. The transcript is spliced from 12 exons. NCBI's taxonomy places the organism in Eukaryota, Metazoa, Chordata, Actinopteri, Labriformes, Labridae. Gene Ontology annotation, molecular function: protein binding; ubiquitin-protein transferase activity. Bases 565 to 2355 code for a protein of 596 amino acids.
ACGUGGUCUUUAUUUAUGUAAUGUAAUGGUGUUACACAGUAACCCAGCUUUGUGGCCGUGGAGACGUCGCUAGAGGGGUUAAAAGCGGCCACGGACUACUAAAAAGAGAGAAUACUAAUGUGCAGAUAUUCCUGUGCGAUCGUGCUGCCUACAUGGAGUUUGGAGCCGCGAGGAAAGUGUCGCACUGAACUGGAGGCUGAGUUUUUUUUGUUAUUUAACCUGCCUUAUAAAGAGAGAAGACGUUAUGUGUACCACACCAGAAACUAAGUUAGAUAUAGAAAUGGACAAUGUCCAUGGAUGCAUUUAAUACGAUAAGGACAUUUGUGUGGUGAGCGUUUAAGAGCUCAAAUUAGCCGUAGCUUAGCUUGAUAGAAACCGGUCGGGUUCGAGCAGAUGUGAUCAAAGAAGGGACACGUUUCGGGAAUCGGUAUAGCUGUCAGUGUGUUAUUUAAACGGCCCAUGCCGUACUUAAAAGAGAGGCUUCUCCGCCCGCACUGCUUUGACGAAAGAAGCCCCAAUUCGUCCCGUCGUAGGACGUUCUUCUGGUGACAUAACUCAUCCACCAUGGACAUGCUGGAGUGUCCGCUCUGUCUCUUCCUGAUGUGCGAGCCGGUGACCAUGUCGUGCGGUCACACGUUCUGCCGGAGAUGCGUCGGGGGUUUCCUCCCGUCCAAAUGCCCGGCGUGCAAGGAGAGGUUAAAACAACGAGACGUGAAAAGCAUGAAGAACAAUGUCCUGCUCAUCAGUGUUGUUGAAAAGUGCUGCCCCGACGAGACGAAGAUGAAGUGCCAUAUACAGGAGAAACUCAAGGCCAACGAGUUCACAGAAGCUUUACGCAUCGCGAAUGAGGGGCUAAACUUGGUCCCAGACGAUCAGAGUUUAAAGGUGUACAGAGCUGAAGCAAACUGGGGACUGAUGUGUUUCUCCGAUGCUCUGACAGACCUCGACUACCUCUGCUGCCUUCGUCCUAACUGGACUGAGGGCUUCUUUCGUAAAGGCAAUGUGCUGCUAGAAAUGGGUCAGCAGGCAGAGGCCCUCGUCCAGUUCCAUCGUUGCCUAAAUCUCCAAGCUGACUUUGCUCCUGCAAAGUGCCAGAUCAAGAAGAUCCUGGAGGCAGAGGGCAUGGCCGUGCCAGAUGACGUGCCCUGCAUCCUGCAAGUUGUGUCAGAGUACCUGAAAGAGCCUUGCCCGAUCACCAGCCUCAGUGGCUCCCAGGGGCUGACUCACCCUGAGGGCCUCAGACAUCCACAUGGGAAUGAUGGAGAGGGAAAAGGGAAGAGAGAGGUGCACCAGGGCUCUAGGGUGAAGCACGACUCGGGAACUGAGUGCUGCCUUAGCCUCUGCCAAGCUGUCUCCUUCCUCCCUGCUGCUGAGGAGGAUGAGGAGAUGAUGAUGAGGAAGGAGGAUGAGCAUGGCAGAGGUGAGAGUAGUCACCGCAGAGAGAGAACUCUGGCUGUCCUCACUGUGUCAGACUUUGAAUGCCCUCUCUGCAUUAGGUUGUUUUUUGAGCCUGUCACUACUCCCUGUGGUCACACCUUCUGUAAAAAGUGCAUAGAGCGGAGUCUGGACCACAACCUCCGCUGUCCACUCUGCAAACAGCCACUACAAGAGUAUUUUAAAAACAGGAAAUACAACCCAACAGCUAUGCUUCAGGAAAUCACGACCCUCUUGUUCCCCUCCCAGUUGGCUGAGAGGAAACAGGUCCAUGAUGCUGAGAUGGCUGAACUGUCCAAUCUUACGAAGGACAUCCCUAUAUUUGUUUGCACGGUGGCCUAUCCUGGAGUGGCCUGCCCUCUGCACAUCUUCGAGCCCCGGUAUCGGCUGAUGAUGCGCCGCUGCAUGGAGACAGGAACAAAGAAGUUUGGCAUGUGCAGUUAUGAACAUGGAAAGGGGUUUGCAGACUACGGCUGCAUGUUAGAGAUCCUCUCUCUGGAGCUGCUUGCCGACGGGCGAUCCUAUGUGGAAACAGUGGGUGGCAGCAGAUUCAGGGUGCUCAAGAGAGGUCUACGGGAUGGUUACCACACAGCUGACAUUGAGUACCUGGAGGACCUAAAGGUUGAUGGAAGUGAGUUUGAGCUUUUGCAGCGUCUACAUGACAGUGUCUACGAGCAGGCACAGGACUGGUACCAGCGUCUGGGAAGCCGAAUUCGCGAACAGAUCAACAGGCAGUACGGCUCCAUGCCAGAUAAGGAGGAGAACAUUCAGGCCUCAUCGAAUGGUCCCGCCUGGUGCUGGUGGCUGCUGUCUGUCCUCCAGCUGGACCCUGCUUAUCAAACCACAGUCCUGUCCCUUUCCUCACUCAAAGACCGCCUUGGACACCUCCGCCUCGUCCUUGAGUACUUCUCUCAGAGCUAGACACCACCGCUGUUGCCACGCCUUGCUGAGCGUGAAUAACGUGCACAUACACUUACGGAACGGAGUGAAAUCAACAAAUGCUCUUGCACCACAGAGAGGUUUGGUUUUAGACUCUAAAUCAUAAAGGGAUGGUCUAAAAAGCCACAGCUGAGGGUCAUACCGUCAGGUCUAGAGCAGAAAGAUAGUGAUUUGGGUUUUUGCUUCAGGAGUUUGCAUAUCUUUCUUAUGCCACUUUCUUCCCCAGUUGGUAACGUUACAGAAUAAAAGUUUUUCUUGCUGAAAGUAAGAAAUGCAUGGUUGACCAAAGAUUCUGCGCAAGAUCCAUCAAAACUGGUUAACUACUAAGUGUGGAAAAGCCAAGUAAGUUCUUCCCCAAAUCAUGUUUCUAAACAGACACUAGGUGUCACUGUUUUACUCCAAAUUUAAAUAUGAGGCACAUGCAACAGCAUCAGCCAAGCUAAAACAGUCUACUUACCUGUUCUUUGUUGCCUAUUUAGCGUUAAAAUAGCUUUGUUUGGAGUGCGAAUAAACUUAAACAGCACAUAGAAUUACAAGGGUUUGAUCAGGACUAUGCAUAUGAAUUAUUUGGAUUUUGUUGAAGGGCAAUACUUACAUUUUAGUUGCAUCUAUUGGCCUAAGCAGCCAUCAACCAUGGUUCCUUUUAUACUAUUGAACAAUCCCAAAAGAUCCCUGUUUAAAGUUAAGCAAAUAUUGCAAUAAUAAUUUAUAUUGUAUUCAGAACGGCAGCAGUAUCUUUUUUUAUGAAUGAAAGCUGCUGAAGUGGCUGCUGCUUUUUGAUGCUGUUUGUUCUUUCUGGCGGAGGAAGUCUGUGAAAUGCUGACGGUGAGGGGAUGGAGGUCAGUGAAAAGGCGUUCCUGCUAGGGCGGCACCCCAUUCUGAAUUUUGAUAAUUCAGUGGAAUUUGGCUGGUCAAUAUGAAGCUUUUAUACUUAACUUGUGACCUGUGGAGCAGUUUCUUUGUCUUUUUCAAGUCACAACUAAAUUGUUGGAUCACUUAAUAUAUAAAUCUACUUCUAAUCUCUAAUAAUCCAAAGUCAGACACAGAUUUGCUCCAUAGUCCAUGUUGACCUGCCGGAGAGUGUUUGAGAGACAGAUUUAAAUGUGAAAAUUCUUCUUUUGCUGGUUUACAUAGCUUCACUUAUUUUAAUUUAGGGAGGAGGGAACCUCUGCGGAUAAUUUGCCACUUUGUAAAAACUUGGGAAUGAUGAGCUCACAGCCUGUUCUGCUGAUGCUCCAGCGUUUCUUUCAGUAAAUUGACCCAAUGAAAAAAUAAAACAAGAUAAAAUGAAAUAAACUGCAGAGUCCACUGACAAAAUGCAAGUCAAUUCGGAGUCUACAUGACUUGCAAUGAGAACACUUCAAUCUUAGGGUGUGGCCCUAGUACCAGCUUUGUAUUACACUAUGAGCCUGUGUGAAUAUGUGUGUUGAUGGUUUAGUAUGGAGGCAGCACUGUUUUGUGUGUCAGCUGUAAAUAUGGAGUCAUCUUUGUCAGUCCCAUCUCCAUUAGCUGAUUGUUUGGUAUUAUUUGUAAAAGAUAUUAGGUGUGGUGUGAGCACUGUGGUUUUAAAUGAAGCAGCAGUCCCAGGACAUAGUGUUAACAUCUCUUUCUGCAGGGAGCGCUAUAAAACAAUAAAGCUAGGGGUCUGACGAGGGCCGAGUCCCCCUGCGGUGCUUCUGUGUAGGCCACAUCACCUACAUCUGGCGCCCACUGUGCCUCCCUCUCUGUCUGCCCCUCUAACACCAGUCACGGUGCCUUCGAGUGCCUGGGCCAGCUCUUAAGGAGACACGCAAGUCUUAGUGUCUGUACACCACAUAGAGGAAGAAGUGUGUGAUCUGUGUUUUUUUGCCAUUGAUUUUUAUUGAUAUAGUGCUACAUUCCAUGGAAUGUUAAAGGUUGAAAAUGCAAUGCUACAUAUAGUUAAUUUACUAACAGAUACGGGCUAAACUGGGUGAAACAAAGAGCUCAAGUUUGUUUUUUUAAACUUUGAUAUAUGUGCCAUAGAUAUUUCCAUGUUCUGUGUUUUAUGGGGAUAGUAAGCUAGAUAGUCACUUCAAGUUUGUUCUUAUUAUGGAUGCUGAAUUAAGUCUUCAUGCCUUUUUAUAUGGUUGAUGUUAAACUACCAUCUGUUCAUGGCCAACAUAUCACUUUAAACAGAAAUAGUGGAGCUAACUCAUACAGACUCGGUUUGUUAGAUACAGGACAGUAGCUGAUACAGCCUAGAAUAAAAGGAGAAAUCAUGAACUUCAACACGCACAAAAAGGUCCCACUAAAGGAAAAACCAGCAGAAAGAAUGAUGGAUCCUGGGACAACAGUCGUUACCUGAUGAACAGGAUUUUCACUGAACUCUUACUUGGGAACUUACACUUUACUUAAGGGCAAGUAACACUGUUUUUACCUGUUUAUAUGAUGAAGUUUUUGGAGCCAUCUGAAAAUGGGAUUGGAGUCAAAGACUUUAAGGUGCCAGUUAUCACAAUAGUCCCCAAAGCUAGUGGUGUGGGUUUCACUGAUUUCAGAUGUAUAAUAGGGGUCAGUUUCUUGCUACCAGACACAAUCAAAGCUCACUGGAAAUAAAAAGGGAUCUAGAUUCUUGUAUGAUUUUUGAAUGAUCAGCCUCUGGACAAAUGCAUGAAUACAAGCCUGCAGCAAUUGAGGUGAACCUCACUCCUCUGUCCUUAUCUGAGAAGACCACCAUCUUUGCAAAUCAUUUUGUUAUGCCUGGCUGCCAUUUGUCACUUAUUUCUCUCAGUUUUAAACCACACAUACUUCCCUUUGUCAAUCUCACCACUAAUGGAUGCAACACAUUAUUUAAUAAUCUGAUGAAAUCUCAUUGGUUUACUCCCGUCAUAAGAACUAAAUCUCUGCACUAGUGCAUGAUUAAUUAAUGUUUAACUUCCCUCUUAUAUCUCAGAAGGGUCAACUUUGGUGCUGUCUUCUAUUGUAGACUGCAACACUCACCCAGAUGUCCAUCAGCCGUACUUUCCAAAUAAUUUGGCUUUCAAACAAACAUACAAUUUUCACUGACUCCACAUUGUCUCCAACACAGAAAACAGAGCAUGACAAGCAACACAUUUUUGGCAGCGAUCCCCUGAGAAAACAAGUCUAACACUUGUGUACUGGGGGAAAGGCUGUGAAAAGCGUGUUUUUGCAGCUUGCAAGAAAUAUUGGCUGAUGUGGUCUGAUGGUCAGUGGUCUGUGGGAUGCAAAAAGUACAUGCAUUCUUGUUUUCUACACUCUGUGCUCAGAUACCUCGACGUUAGGCACAAGUACCUUUAAACCCGCAGACACUGCAGCAGUUUCUCCAUGGUUCAUUUGUAUUCAUUCCUGCAUCUCUAAGCCAAGAGCAGUGAAUUAUCUUGAUCUGAUUAUUGUUUCUUUGCUUGCCCCCUGGAUGACUUUUUCAAUGUUAUUAUAAAUAAAGCUGUUCAAGGCAAACUCUGCAUUA